Molecule: messenger RNA, 2617 nt
Organism: Daktulosphaira vitifoliae (grape phylloxera)
Lineage: Eukaryota; Metazoa; Arthropoda; Insecta; Hemiptera; Phylloxeridae
Product: armadillo-like helical domain-containing protein 3
Exons: 16
Coding region: 218-2272 (684 amino acids)
Biological process (GO): regulation of Golgi organization
Cellular component (GO): cytosol
Source: RefSeq, a predicted model, not a curated record
UCAUUCUGUUACUUUCAUUUACUGAUAUAACUUACGUUGAUAAUAGUUGAAAAUUUGUCAACAAUGUUGUAGUUUUACUAUAAGCCACUUUCAUUAUUAAAUUUUAGCUGAAUAACUGUACAAAAUCAUGCAAUAAUAUUAGAAUAUUAAUUUUUAUAAUUUAUGUAAAAUAAUUCACUAGUUUUCAAAUGUAGGAUGUUAAGACAUUCAUCUUAGUAUGGCAUUUAACAAAAAAACCAUAACUGGUUCAAGACCUCAACUUAAAGAAAAAGUUGUUCAAAUAUACGAGUUAUUUUUUAUGGGUGAAGAUAUUUCAAAAGAUAAUGAUAACUUCUGGGAUGAAUUCUUUCUACUUAAGCCAAAAACUUCUUUUAUUGAAGCAGAGAUUGAAAAACUAACAAUUGAAAAACUUUUUACAUUGAAAAAUAAUAUGCAAGUUUUGUUUUUAAGGUGUAUUGAAACCUUUGAACAACAUCAUCAAUUAAGAGUCAUUUUUUCAUUAAAGACAUUGACUUCUAUUAUAAGUAGUUUAUAUAAAAAAUGCAGGCUUGAUCCAAUUUUUGAUUUCACGCCUAUUAUUGUUAAUCCAAAAGACACUGAUAUUAUUUUUGAAAAUUUAUUGAAAAAAUGCAACUUAAUGUUGUGCGAACCUGAGUGUGUUGUUGUCAAAGAUCUGUGUCUACAACUAUUACUGACAAUAGUUACUGGAACUGAUAAUCUCAGUGAUAAUCGAAUUAUUUGUCAUUUAAUGUCUAAUAGUGUGUUUGAAUCUUUAAUUGAAAUACUUUCUAAUAAUAUUUAUCGAACUUAUCAUGGUUGUGAUUCAAUUUUAUUACUAACACUGUUAAUGAGUGUAGAAUCAGAUAAACAAACUAAUCCUUAUAUAGUAAAAUUAUCAUUACUUGACAAAGAAGAUGUUUUAAAUGGAUAUAGUCAGAUUAUUCGUUGGUCAUUAGAAGAAAUUUGCUGCCAGUACCGAUCUGAAGAAAUUUCUCACCAAUCAAACAAUACUUGGUUAAAUGCAUUUACUAAUGCUGUUAGUAGUAUGCUUUUUGUACCAAAUACUAAUGUAGAACAAAACAUUGAAAUUCCCAAAGAAAUCAGGUCUAUAAGUGGUAUUCUCAUAUCUCUAUAUAAAGCUGUACAUUAUAAUAGACAUUUUAUGACCACACUAACUCAUUGUCAUAUUUCUAAUGGCUAUGAAAUGCAUCCAAGUAUUAAACAACAAACACAAGCUACCGCAGUUGCUAAUUUAGAUACUAUUCCAUCCACAGUUAAUCAAUUUUCAAAUCUACUAGUCACCUUUUUUCAAUAUUGCUCGGUUGUAAUGCAAGACACCAAGACUGAAGUGAAUGCUAAUAAUUCAUUAUUAUGUUUUGUUAUUUUAUGUACUAUGACUGAUGAUCAAUUUGCUAACUCAUUAAUGCAUGAUGUUAACUUACAGUUUAAAGUAGAACUUUACAGGCCCCCUAACAGACGUUAUAUGUUUAUGCCUGAUAAAUCAGCAAAACCUUUAGCAGCUGCUCUUUUAGAUCUUAUGAUUGAAUUUAUGCUUGGACACAUGAUGAAAAAAUUACCAUUUGAUCAAUAUAUGAUAUGUACUACUAUAAUUCAUCGCAUCAUCUGCUAUCAAAAACAAAAUAGUAUUCGAUUAUCCUACAACUGGAAAGAUCUAUGGAGCUCUUUAAUUAUGCUAUUAAAAUUUUUAAUCACCUAUGAACAUCAACUUUCACAAGAAAUCAAUAUUUUUGAUUUAGGAAUACAGGUUGUCAAUAUAUUCAAUUUAUUUAUCACAUAUGGUGAUAUGUUACUACCUUCUCCAAACAGCUAUGAUGAACUUUAUUAUGAAAUCAUUAGAAUGCACACAGUAUUUGAUAAUAUUUAUGUACUAUCAUCAAGAAAUUCAUUAACAGUAAGUGAAUACAAAACAUCUGCUUCAAAAUUAUCUAAUUCUUUAAUAAAUAUAAGAGCAAUAAUUAAUCAUUACAUCCCAAAAAUUGAUAAUUGGCUGGAAAAAAAUUCAGUAACAACACCAGUUGGCGAGGAUAUUUUAGAAGUAGUAAGAAGUAACUAUGAUACAUUAACACUGAAAUUGCUAGACUGUUUAGGGAGUAUAAAUUCAAAUAAUAAAUCUAUUCAUACCCAAUCCAGCUCAACACUAAUUAAGUUAAUGGUUGGUAAGGUUAUUAAAGAUAUCCGUCAAUCACUUAAACAUGCAAACACAGAUUUACAGCAAAUUUUGCAAAAUUUUUCAUUAUAUACAAACAAUUAGCUAGCCUCUAUAUGUCCCAAUUAAUUAUAGUUCUUCAUUAAAUUUGAUCAAAUUAACACUUCAAAAUUUUUUUUGCUAUUUUCGUAGUACAAAUAUAUUUAUUUUAUAAGUGUUAUUAAUAUAAGAUAAUAAAAAUUGUAUAAAUUAUCAUGCAUGGUGAAUGCAUUUAUUUAUGACAACUUAAUUUUAUUAUUAAUAUUAUAUGAAGCUUUUUUUACAUCAAGUAUAGCACCAAAACUAAAAUAAAUAUUGAUCAUUUGGUAUGCUAUAAUUUGCUUGAUUAAAUAUUCUUUAGCUGAUAUUUAACAUGAGAAUCAAAAAUAAAAUGGCUAUUUUAGUAUUAUA